UUUAUCAUCAUUCUGCCUUUUGAUUUCGAUUCCAAUUUCACAACUAGGUUUGGUAUUGUAGAUGUCGAGUUGCAAUUUCUAAUCAAUUGGAAUUGCAGAACUUGAUUUUUGUGGAUUCAUACAUUUAAUUUUUUUGUUUUUAGACCUAUACUUGAUGUGCGGAAAAGGAAGGCGGUUCGAUUGAGCAAAGAUGUCGACUCCAAACGUCGCGAAAAUAACAAUGGUGUCAUUUUGUCUGACUUUGACGACAAAGAUAUUGACGUGGGAUCUGAAGCCGUUAAGGAGAAAUAUUCAACCGUAGCUUUAAAUGAACUUGGAAACAGAGAAUUUGAGCUUCUGGAGGCUGGCCCUCUCGCCGUAGGAUAUCUUUCUACAGGCGACCGUAUCUUGCAUUUGAACUUCAAGGUUAAGGAAAAGGGCGUAUCCGGUGUGCAGACCUUUUUUUCUGAGCUGAUAGAAACUAAAAAAAGUACUCUGCAUGGGGACAAGUGACAUACUACCAGGUUAUACACUCUUUGAACCCAUGUAUACUUGAUUACUUGAUCUCAUUGUUCUACUCUCUUGGUGUGGAUGACUUUGUUUACUAUGUAGUAGAAAAUUUCUGCACUAUCAUUACCAUUAGAUGAUCCUUUUUGCCAUUUCGGUUACACUUGUUGCAGAGAAAGCUGAUACUCACGGUUGCCUCUAUUGUUGUUCUCGCGAUAUUCACCAUCCUGCUGACAUCUGUAGCUUCCGAAGUGGCGGGGAACCUCAUUUUGAUACCUUGUGUUCCAAACUCAAGGAGUUCAAUAAGUACUUGGAGAAGGGUAUACUGAGAAAACGCAAAGACAAAGAAGACCUCUCUCUUAGGUUCCCGGAUCUCGGACUCGAGUACAGGGGCAACAACACUUGUACGGACAUGAUAGCUAGAAAUGCAUCUGUAGCCUUGCGCUUGUUCAAUGGAGAGAAGGGUUCAAACUUUGAGCUUGUGAAGAUUGGCCGGUUUGAAAUAGUAGUGUUGGGGUUUGGGUUCCUCCAGCAUAUGAACUUUGAGGCAAAGAACAAAGACGAUCCUGAUGCUGAGGUGAUGACUUUUUUUGCGGAAGUGAUCAGAAGGGCCAGAUAUUUCUUCGUUGACUUUUGCCAAUGCUUGGGCCCAUCUUUUCUCCUACCAGAUGAAGCUGAACUUAAAGGUUGCUGUUACUGUAAAUGUAUUCAUCAUCCUCCUGGUCCCGGGUACCUCAUUGGCCGGGAAUUAGACUGAUGAAACAUUAGCUGGGUGUUGUAGGUCACAAUGGAGACUGAAACGAGAUCAAGAUAGAUGUGUGAAUCUAUCUAAUUAUGUCAGUGAAGAUGAAACAUUAGCUGGGUUUUGUGUAUGUGGUUGACUUGUGAGCUAUGAGUAUUGUGUCUGUUUGCCGUUUCUUUAAUAUUGUUUUGAUGACAGAGUUAAUGUUUACGUAAGAUGGUAAAGGUAAUACUAUCACUUGAUUAUUUAUGCUCUUCUAGUCUUCUUUGUCCCAUAUUGUGAGAUCCAACCUCAUUGUAACUUUGUGUAGUUAUCUUUAUACUUGGUAAUACAGGAACAUUCACUGCAGUUUCCUUGUUGCUUGCUUUGAAGGUUUACAGCAACUGUCAACCUUUGUGUUGUUCAUAAUAUACUCCCUGUAAAUAUGGCGAUGAUGGUAACACAUCAUGCUUCAUUGAAGGAAUAAAAUAGUGGUAUCAUACAACUGCAGGUGGAGAAGUGAUGGUUUCCCGCUUCUGGAAGAAAAAGAAAACAUUUCCAGUACUUCAAUAUAUCUUCUACUUGGAUAGAUGUUUUAUUUAUUUUAUUUUCGGAUUUAUUUUAUUUUAUUUUAUUUUAGUUUAUGUUUUAUUUUAUGUUUUAUUUUGUUGUUCCUGGUGAGAAAGGUGAUUCAAAAUAUUGUGUAAAGAGCUGUUACCGCGUUUAAAGUUGGCAAAUGGAACUGAUUAUGAAGGAGUUGUUCCUUAAGAGAAA
Molecule: messenger RNA, 1981 nt
Organism: Spinacia oleracea (spinach)
Lineage: Eukaryota; Viridiplantae; Streptophyta; Magnoliopsida; Caryophyllales; Amaranthaceae
Exons: 6
Coding region: 623-1243 (206 amino acids)
Source: RefSeq, a predicted model, not a curated record